AAAAUAUGGCAGGCAAAGCUUGUAGACAAGAAGAGUCUCAGGCAGGCAGGGAGGCAAGAUUCUGCAAUGGCAUCGGUUUUGUUCAGCUUUAAACACACUGGCACCAGUGCAAGCCUCAAGUCCAGCAGAGGUAUCAUCAAGAGCAACGCACAGGCGCGGAAAGGAAGCUUAACUCCCGCAACUAGAAUUAGCUGCUGUUCACUGAGCUUUGAUAACAAGAAGCCAGCUGAGGCUCCAGUAAGUCGAAGCACAAGCUUGAGUGGAGAUUUCUUCCUACAGGAGAACCAGAAAAAGAAGCAACAGCCAUACCAAGGCAUUCUCCACGUCCCUGCCGAUCACGUCGAGGAGCUUGAUCACAGAGAAACGUCACUGCUUGUCGCGGAAGUAAAGGGAUGGCUCAUGAAACUCGCGAGUGGCAAGGGGGAAAUCAGUCCUUCGGCUUAUGAUACCGCCUGGGUGGCUCGAAUCGGGUCUGAAUCCGACUCCUCUCUUCCCGAGUUUCCGGAGGCCUUGGAGUGGAUCAUCAGCAGUCAACUUUCGGAUGGAUCAUGGGGUUAUGAUCGUCACUUGCAACUCUAUGACAGAGUGUUAUCCACGCUCUCCUGCCUGGUCACGCUCAAGCUCUGGGACAUCGGGCACAGCUGCAUUACGCAAGGCACGAAGUUUUUGCGUGAGAACAUGAUUAAGCUGAAGCAAGACGAUGGAGAUCUCUUGUCAGGUUUCGAGGUGACGUUCCCAAUGAUGCUCAAAGAAGCAAAGCAGCUGGGCCUUGAUCUUCCGUAUGACACAGAGUUCACAAGGUUGCUAGAGAUUUCCACCAAGAAGAAAUUGGCCAAGAUUCCCUUAGAUAGGCUUCAUUCGUCUCCCACGACGUUGCUAUACUCCUUGGAGGGCCUUCAAGGCCUUGAGAUGGACUGGCAAAAGAUCCUUAAGCUUCAGUCCAGAGAUGGAUCCUUUUUGAGCUCGCCCUCGUCAACAGCAUGUGUUUACUUGAAGACCAAGGACAGGAAGUCCUUGCAAUACUUGCAAAAAGCUAUGGAAGAUCAAAAUUAUGCUGUUCCGUGUCAUUACCCCAUCGAUCUUUUCGAAAGUUUAUGGGUGGUCGACACUAUUGAGCGCCUGGGCAUUGACGUCUUCUUCAGAGAUGAGAUCAAAGCUGUCCUCAACUACGUGUAUAGCUCUUGGACAAACGAAGGAAUUGGAUGGGGAUCUACGUGCCUUGUCAAGGACAUCGACGACACAGCAAUGGCAUUCCGUAUCCUUCGGAUGCAUGGGUAUAAUGUAUCUUCAGAUGCAUUCAACCAGUUCUGGCUGCCUGGAGACAAGUUUUGCUGCUUUAUUGGUGAAGUCUCUCAUGGGGUCUCUGAAAUGCUCAACUUGCAUCGGGCUUCCCAGAUUGAUUUCCCGAAUGAAGAGAUUCUUACAAAGACUUUCAAGUACUCCGAUGGUUAUCUGCUUAAUGUUGAGAGCUCUCACAUGGAUAAAUGGGCAAUGAAGAAGAACCUCAUGGGAGAGGUGGCAUUCGAGCUAGCAAAUCCAUUUCAUGACUGCUUGCCAAGAAUUUACAAUAAUGCUUAUAUUAAGCACUAUGGUGUGGAUGAUCCUUGGAUUGGUAAAACUAUUUACCGGUUGCCUCUAGUGAAUAACAAAGUGCUUUUGGAGCUUGCAAAUCGAUAUGCUCAACAGUGUCAAUCAUAUCAACCUUCUGAGAUGAUAGAAUUGGUCAACUGGUGGCAUUCAUCAGGUUUUGAAAAUAUCCCAUCUACUAGACUGAAAGCCAAUAUCAACAUGAUCCCCUAUCUUUACUAUCUUAUUUGUUCAACUUUCCAUGAGGAAGAAUUUGGCCAGUUGAGAGUUUUUUUUAUAAAGACUUGUUGCAUAAACACAUUAUUUGAUGAUCUUUUGGACUACGCAACAAACAUUAAAGAGCUUGAUCAUCUCGAAAAUGUGAUUGAAAGGUGGGAUAUCUCUAUGUCACAAGAACUUUCUCUAGAAUAUAAGAUUCUCUUUCAAGAAUUUUAUACUAUUGUUCUUGUCAUGACUGAGGCAGCUUCCAAAAUACAUCAGAAUCUAUCUCCAGAAUUCAUUUACAAAUACUUAUUAGGAAUUUGCAUAAAAGUCAUAAAAUCUAUCAUUGCUGAUGCUCGUUGGAAAAUUCAAGGGUAUAUUCCAAGUUUUGAGGAGUACAUGGAAAAUGCUGAAGUUAGUGUCUCAAGUUGGGUCCACAUACUUAUGGGCAUAUUCUUUUGUGGUGAGCUUUUAACAGAAGAGUUAUUAAAUACUAUUUAUGAUAGCAAACCUCUCAAGCUUGAUCGUAUCAUCUCUAGGCUUUCCAAUGAUAUGAAAACAUAUAAGAUUGAGAUGAAACUCGGACAACAAGCACAAGGAGUUUCUUGUUAUAUGAAAGAUCAUCCGGGUGCAACUGAGGCAGAUGCAUUAAUAUAUUUGCAAAGCUUGCUUAAUAAAACCAAAAAGGAACUCAAUGAAAGUUACUUCAUCAGUCAUCAGAAAGAUCUACCUAAAAACAUCAAAAGGUUUAACUUUGAGAUAGUGCGAAUGAUAUUAAUCACCUACAACGAAGUAAGGCAAGUAGAUCUUUUUAAAAACCCAGACAAAGAACUUCAAGACAUGAUUGAAUUUUCUUUAGAAACUUAUAGAAUAUCAAAUCAAUAAUAAGAUCAAGCGAAGUG
Selaginella moellendorffii is the source of this 2690-nucleotide messenger RNA. Its product is annotated as bifunctional diterpene synthase, chloroplastic-like. Gene Ontology annotation, molecular function: magnesium ion binding; terpene synthase activity. Lineage: Eukaryota; Viridiplantae; Streptophyta; Lycopodiopsida; Selaginellales; Selaginellaceae. The record is from RefSeq and is a predicted model, not a curated record. The transcript has 13 exons. The coding region runs from base 67 to 2673 and encodes 868 amino acids. Gene Ontology annotation, biological process: diterpenoid biosynthetic process.